UUACACGCGUUAGAGCAUCUCCAACAUACUUUUAAGCUAAAAUUACUUAAAAUGCCAUUCCGAAUUAAUCCACAUUAUAAUUCCUAGUAUUGAAGAAUUUUUUUUAUUUUUUUGCUCUAUAUAUAUGGAGACAGGAGAUGCCACUCUUGUCCUAAAUAAAUCUCUAACCACUUUCAUCAAAACAAGAAUGGUGUGCAGAGCAGAAGAAGCUUUGAAGCAGAGAGAGAACCUAAAGAGGUGUAAACAAGAUCAUGAUCGCCAAAAGAAGAAGGUGCAAUCAAUCACAGAUUGCAAGAAAGAGAAAAGUUGUAGAUUCAAGCGAAGCACUUCUAAUCUCGACCAGGACGGCGCUUCCUCAGCCAUAUUUUUCCUCGCUUGCAUUGCCUGCUCAUCCUUCUCCAAUAAUCUUUAAUUAUUCUCGCUGUAACAGCAUCCACAGUUAAUUACUUUUCAUACAACGUUUAAUUAAAUCGUAGUCCUGUCUUCUAUUUGUUAAUUCUGUUGUUACCUUAUCUUGUGUUAUAAUUUUCUUAUUUUUUAUUUUCAUGUUUUAAUCUAUGUUCGUGUUAUAGUAAUAUACAACAGUUAUGGAAACAGUUUUGAGGAUGCAAAUUUAAGAUGCGUCGCUUGUGUUCGUAUUUGUAAGGAUAUAAAAUUUUUGUAUUUGUAUAUCGAACUUCUGUUAAGUAUGUUAACAUAUGGUUAAAGUUUCUAUAUCCUAAGAUGUAUUAAUUGUCGACUGGUUUGAGAAAGUGUUGGAAGAAAUUAUAUA
Molecule: messenger RNA, 772 nt
Organism: Brassica rapa (field mustard)
Lineage: Eukaryota; Viridiplantae; Streptophyta; Magnoliopsida; Brassicales; Brassicaceae
Source: RefSeq, a predicted model, not a curated record